Molecule: messenger RNA, 856 nt
Organism: Cryptococcus deneoformans JEC21
Lineage: Eukaryota; Fungi; Basidiomycota; Tremellomycetes; Tremellales; Cryptococcaceae
Product: ubiquinone metabolism-related protein, putative
Exons: 2
Coding region: 35-829 (264 amino acids)
Biological process (GO): ubiquinone biosynthetic process
Cellular component (GO): mitochondrial inner membrane; mitochondrion
Source: RefSeq, a predicted model, not a curated record
UUUCUCCGCCUAUUUCUCUGUCAAAUCAUUCACCAUGCGCCCCUGUCCCCGCCUCCUCACCCGCAAACUUAAUUACCCAGGCCAUAUCCCCCUUUCUCCCGCCCAAAACGCCCUCCUCGCAGUUGGGUCAGGCGUUGUCGGCGUCCUCGACGUCACACGCGGUGAUCUCAUCGCUUCCCUCUCGGAGUCCACAGCCGGUAUUUUCCUUCCGGCGCUACACGAGAAGAUGAAAAUGACGCCUGAGGGGAGACAGAUUAUGAAGGAUCGACCGGAGAUUACGAAUAAGACGAUUGAGAAACUGAAAGAACUGAAGAGGGGCACGCUGGGGAGAGAAUAUGUAGAGUGGUUGGGAGGUGGAGGGCUGGAACCAGAGAGCCGAGCUCCUGUGCAAUACAUCGAUUCUCCACUCUUAGCAUACACAAUGCUUCGUUACCGCCAAACCCACGAUCUCUAUCACACCCUCUUCUCCUUACCCCCCACUCUUCCACACGAACUAUCCCUCAAAGUCCUCGAAUUCUCCAAUAUGUCCCUCCCCGUAGCACUCCUCUCUUCUGUUUUCGGUCCUCUGAGGUUAAAGAGAAAAGAGACCUGGACGCGAGAUUGGGUACCCUGGGCACUAAGGACGGGGCGGGAAGGGAGGAGCCUCGUGACGGUAUAUUGGGAGAAGAGAUGGGAGCAGGGCAUAGGAGAACUAAGAAGAGAACUGGGGGUGGAAAGAAAUGAUGCGGAGGGGGUGGAAGCGAGGUGGGGCGGGUAUAGAAAGAUUAGAGAAGUAGAAAGGGAGUUGAGAAGGAAAGGUGAAUGGGUGGAUGAACCGGAAGAUUGGUAGUCAACAAUCAUGUUCCUUGAGUGUCCG